GGCGGGGCUGCUGCUUGGACACGGCGGGUUUGAACAUGUCGCGCCUGCACCGCGGGGCCGGGCGCGAUCCGCGGGCGGGUUUCGCAGCCGCGAAGGACUCUGGUGCCUCCGUGCCUCAGGGGCUACUGAAGGCGGCGAGGCAGAGCGGACAGUUGAAUUUGUCUGGUCGGAAUCUCAGUGAAGUGCCGCAGUGCGUUUGGAGAAUAAAUGUGGAUAUCCCUGCAGAAGCUAAUCAGAACCUCUCAUUUGGUGCUACUGAAAGAUGGUGGGAGCAGACGGAUUUGACCAAAUUAAUAAUAUCAAACAAUAAACUCCAGUCACUUACAGAUGACCUCCGGCUUUUACCUGCACUGAUUGUUCUUGAUAUACAUGACAAUCAACUGACAUCCCUUCCGUCUGCGAUAAGAGAGCUAGAAAAUCUUCAGAAGCUUAAUGUCAGUCGUAACAAACUGGAAGUGCUCCCUGAAGAAGUGACACACCUAAGAAACUUGAAGACCCUGUAUCUCCAGCAUAAUGCAUUAACUUACAUACCAGAGGGAUUUGAGCAACUUUCCAAUUUAGAAGAUUUAGAUCUUUCGAACAAUUGUCUUACAACCAUUCCUGCUAGUUUUUCUUCUCUGUCCAGUCUGAUGCGACUCAAUCUUUCUAGUAACCAGUUGAAGAGUUUGCCAGUGGAAAUAAGUAGAAUGAAAAGAUUAAAGCAUUUGGAUUGUAAUUGUAACCUCCUGGAAACUAUUCCUCCUGAAUUGGCUGGGAUGGAGUCACUAGAACUGCUUUAUUUGCGCAAGAAUAAGUUACGUUUUCUACCUGAAUUUCCAUCUUGUAGACUAUUAAAGGAAUUGCAUAUAGGUGAAAACCAGAUUGAAGUAUUAGGGGCAGAUCAUCUUAAGCAUCUGAAUUCUAUCCUUGUGCUAGACCUGAGGGAUAACAAGUUAAAAUCUGUUCCAGAUGAAAUUAAACUACUACAGUCUUUGGAAAGGCUUGACCUAAGCAACAAUGAUAUUAGCAGCUUGCCCUAUUCAUUGGGAAACCUUCAUUUGAAAUUUUUGGCACUAGAAGGAAAUCCUUUGAGAACUAUUCGUAGAGAAAUUCUAAAUAAAGGAACUCAAGAAGUCCUGAAAUACCUAAGAAGCAAGAUAAGAGAUGAUGAACCUAGCCAGAGUGACUCUCGUACUGAGACUGCUAUGACACUACCAAGUGAGUCCAGAGUCAAUGUGCACUCUAUCAUCACAUUAAAAUUAUUAGACUACAGUGAUAAGCAAACAGCUUUGAUUCCUGAUGAAGUAUUUGAUUCCGUGAAAGGCAACAUAAUCACUUCUAUUAACUUCAGUAAGAAUCAUCUAUCUGAAAUUCCGAAAAGGAUUGUAGAACUGAAGGAAAUGGUGUCUGAUGUCAAUCUCAGUUUUAAUAAACUCUCCUUUAUAUCCGUGGAGUUAUGUAUGCUUCAAAAAUUGACUUUUUUAGAUCUAAGGAACAAUAUUUUAAAUUUUUUGCCUGAAGAAAUGGAAUCACUGACAAGAUUACAAACAAUCAAUCUGUCCUUUAAUAGGUUCAAAACGUUCCCUGAAGUUCUGUAUCGUAUCCCCACACUAGAAACUGUUCUGAUUAGUAACAAUCAGGUUGGAUCUCUAGACCCUGGGAAAAUGAAGAUGAUGGAAAAUUUGAUCACAUUGGACCUUCAAAAUAAUGACCUCUUACAAAUUCCACCAGAGCUUGGAAAUUGCGUGAAUCUAAGGACAUUACUGCUAGAUGGAAAUCCAUUCCGUGUUCCUCGAGCAGCCAUAUUAAUGAAGGGAACAGCUGCUAUCCUGGAGUAUUUGAGAGACCGAAUUCCUACAAAUUAGUUGUUUCUUAAUCCUUAGGAUAGUAGAACAUUUUGUUUUAGUACCAUCCCAAAGGUAACAGCUAAAAUUGAUCCUACAGUUUCCCAGUAAUUACCUAGACAUUGGUAUAGUUGAGCUGGCUAUAAUCAUUGUCAUUCAAAGUUCUUUUAUUAUUAUUUCAUUUUUCUGAAAUGUCAUGCACAUUUAAAUGAUGUUAAAUGCAUAUAGUCAUGUAAUUUCCUCCAUACAUGUUCUGAAUAUUUUACACAGAAGUUUUCCUACUCAAAUUCAUUUCCUUUUAACAUUGUAAGUACUGUUUUCAAAAGUAUAGUUUAUUUGAUGUGAUUUAAUAUUUUUAUAACAGCAUUUUUGUAGAUUUGGGUUUUUCCCCUUGUUUCUUUUUAUAUUCCAUGUGCUGUGACUAGUUGACUUGAAUAUGAAUAUCCAAUUUCUAUCUUUUUAAUAGAAAUAAAAUGAUUUCCAUUUAAUAUCAUUCUUUGGCUUUAAAAACAUGUAAAACUUUUCAUACCCAUGAUAAGUCUUUUGUAAUGUGAUUAAUCUCAGUUCAAGUUGUGUUUUUUUGUUGUUGUUUUUGGUAGUGGUGAUUUUUUUUUUUUAAUUGUUGUUUUUUUUUGUUAGAUAGUAACUAUGUGGCCCAGGGAGACCUCUAAUGAGUAAUCUUCCUGCCUUAGCCUCCUAAGUUUUGAGAUACAACUUUGUGCCCUGUUUUUAGUAAAAGCUUUGAAUUAGCAUUUAUUAUCUUGAUUUUUUUUUUCUUACUCUAGUGAGUUUUUUGUUUGCUAGCAAUUUAGUGUUUUCCUUCUGUUUUAUGAAAUUAUUUCAUCAGGGGGGCUUACUUUAUAGAAAUGCUACUCAAGUUUUAGGUAUUGGAGAAAGUAGUGUUAUUGGAGAAAGUAGUGUUAUUGUUGCUACUCUCACAAUUUUGGCAUUAAAACAAUAAUAUUUUUAAGUGUUGGUGUUGUUUUCAAGAUGAUAUUCUAGUACUUUUAAUUCAGGAACUUCAAUAAGAUUGGAUCUGCAUAGUUCCUCUCAGUGAAAAGGGGUGUAUUUAAGUACUUUUUGUCUCUUCCAAGAAAAUAAAAUUGAAUUCCUUAUCUUAUUAAUCCUACAGAAAACAGAGACCAAUGAGUAGUCUAUAUUAUAUAGAAGUCUCAAAGAGUACUUUGCUUUAACACUUACAAAGCAGGUAUAUUUGUAUACUUGCUUUUAUAACAUACCUCUGGGUAGGUUUUAAUGAAGCUCUGUAUAGAUUUUUCUUUCUGGCACCUUAAUUUUGAGAUUUGCUUGCUGUUAUCAAGACUGAACUUGCAGUUAUAAAGUUAUUUUGUAAAAGAAAUUUUGUAUAGAUUGACUUAAUAAAACUCAAAUAUAAACAAUUUCGUUUAUCCCAAAUUACCAGAAUUACCAUAUGAUUCUAUUAAGUAGCCAAGGGAGUAGCAUGUAUAUCAGUAGAUAGAUAGAUAGAUCGAUAGAUAGAUGCACAGAUAGAUAGAUACAGAAAAUUUUAGAUUAAGGCAUGCUUAUAUUAUGAAAAAUCAUUGUUAAUAAAGAUACUACAUGUUCAUAAUAAAAAUUACAUUUUUCAAAUAUCAA
Messenger RNA from Dipodomys spectabilis (banner-tailed kangaroo rat), 3437 nucleotides. It is a transcript of the gene Lrrc40, whose product is annotated as leucine rich repeat containing 40. Bases 36 to 1844 code for a protein of 602 amino acids. Gene Ontology annotation, molecular function: protein binding. Lineage: Eukaryota; Metazoa; Chordata; Mammalia; Rodentia; Heteromyidae. The transcript is spliced from 15 exons. The record is from RefSeq and is a predicted model, not a curated record.